This is a messenger RNA of Phaeoacremonium minimum UCRPA7, 756 nucleotides long. RefSeq names its product putative chromosome segregation protein. Gene Ontology annotation, molecular function: protein binding; microtubule site clamp. Gene Ontology annotation, cellular component: mitotic spindle; nucleolus; chromosome, centromeric core domain. Bases 1 to 756 code for a protein of 251 amino acids. The transcript is spliced from 3 exons. NCBI's taxonomy places the organism in Eukaryota, Fungi, Ascomycota, Sordariomycetes, Togniniales, Togniniaceae. Gene Ontology annotation, biological process: attachment of mitotic spindle microtubules to kinetochore; homologous chromosome segregation; meiotic sister chromatid segregation. The record is from RefSeq and is a predicted model, not a curated record.
AUGACGAAGAAAUAUGAAAGUUUGGAGAUGAAGUAUCGAGACCUACGUGACGUUGCGGUUAGGGAAGCGGAGCGAAACUUCGACAGACUAAAGAAGCAGGGUGAAGAGAGAGCACAGACCGCAAAUCAGUUGAUAGCCAAUCUGAAAAGCGAGGUUACGGCUCAGAAAGAACUCGCUAAAGAGGGUGCCAGCUUCAAAAAGCAGUUCGAGGCCAGCGAAGCCAAGAUUGACAAUCUACAAGCCAGGAUAACCGAGCUCACGACUGCGCUAUCCGAAUCAAAGAAUGAGAUGAAAACGCUCUCAGCCAAGCUCUCGGCUGCAAGAGCAACUGAGGCUGCUAAUGCGAAGGUUCCUGGCAGUGCCAUGAAGAAUGGAACUGGAGGAUCACGCGCAGCUGCAAGUUCAGAGACGGUACAUUCCACACAACUAGCGCAGCUGAAGGAGGAUCUCUAUGGUGACUUGACUGGCCUGAUUGUGCGAGGCGUCAAGCGCGAUGGUCCAGAGGACACCUUCGAUUGCAUUCAGACAGGCAGGGGAAGAACACUUCACUUCAAACUUGCCAUAGCCAACGAGAAUUCUUCUGAGGGCUAUGAUGACGCCCAGUUCAUGUACAUGCCUCAGCUCGAUCCGAAGCGUGAUGAGGAUUUGAUCGAGAUGCUUCCGGAUUAUUUGGUGGAGGAGAUCAGUUUUCCACGACUGCACGCUGCCAAAUUCUACUCGCGUGUACAGAAAGCCCUCACGGAACGCUUGGACUGA